UCGCGUCACACAUCCCGGUCCCAGGCAAUGGCUCUACCUGCACGCAGCGAUCGAAGCCAACAGAGAACUGUUUACAACGCUCGAAGUUCGCGCUCCUGUGAUCACUGAUUGAUUUGUCUCGGCACAACAGAUCGAACACUCCUUAAUCAUCAACAGCACACACAUUUAUAGUAGAAUUGGGAUUUCUAAGCUUGGAGAACCCAGCUUGAAUAUAUUUUGGUCAGAAAUAUUCUAUUCUACAUAUUUUGUUCAGUGCAAAGGAACACUUAUUAUCUAAGAUGACACAAGUUGCUUUACUGAGCGCGUUGUGUUUGGGUACAGCCUUUGGUAUCAUCAUUCAACCAGACAUCGAUCUACCCAAAUUAACACUGGAGAAAGCCUGCCCCGGUACCCACAUGGGCUUCAGCUAUUCCGGGUCUCUCCGACGUCACUACCGGUACAUGCAACGGCGUUACACCGGCUGCACAUACGUGCAGGGGAAUCUCGAGAUCACGCACCUGCGUCACAAAAACAUCAACUACGACCUCAGUUUCCUCCGCUCCAUCCGUUACGUCAGCGGCUAUGUGCUCAUUGGCCUGGUAACGCGGGUUCGGGAGAUACCCCUGACGAGUCUAGAGGUCAUCAGAGGUAACCAGACACUUGAACUCUUCGGGAGACAGUUUGGACUUGCCGUAACCUUGACCUCCAGGUCGUAUGGAUCGAGGAGAGGUUUGCAAGAGCUCCAACUGCCGAAAUUGAGAGAGAUUUCUGGGGGCGAUGUGCUGUUUGCAAACAACCCCGGACUGUGUUACGUCCAGACCAUCCUCUGGGAGGCCAUCAUCAACGGUGGGAGGAAGGCCAUGCUCAAAGGAGACCAACCACUCGCUAAACGAUGUUUGCCGUGCUCCAGUCACUGUCAACAGCAAGGUACCAGGCGGUGCUGGGGAAGGGGGAAGCAACUCUGUCAGAAAAUCGAGCCCUUGACCUGUGACCCCUCGUGUCCGUACCGGUGCUUCGGACCUGGGAAGGAGGGAUGCUGUCACAGCCAGUGCGCCGCCGGAUGUUGGGACGAGACCGAGGCUGACUGUGAGAUAUGUAAAAACUACUACUACCAGGGCCGCUGUGUGGGCUGGUGUCCAUACGCUCCCAACACGUAUGCUUUCGGCUCGAUGUGCCUUAAGUUUUAAAUAUGUGUCACCUCGGAUAAUCUCCCUCUGUAUCAUUCAAGGAUCGAUGUUCACGGAAAUGAUCGAUGACUCAUGCCUAAACCCGGAUACCUCAUGGACUUUGAUCACAGAGGCAUGACAUUAAAUGACAUUUACUAUCGUCGCCGUGCUCGUUUUACCCUAUCAGAUCAAUAGUGACAUAUAAGAUUGAAGUAACUGCACUUUUCGGGGAGUAGCAUUUGCAGCCAUUAGACAAUGAGAGGAAACUAUAUUCCAAGUCGAAUGUAAGUUGUACCAAAGAGCCUAUGUAUGUUUAAAGACCACGUAGGUACAAGAGGACCACGUGUAGGGACAAGACGACCAGCCGGUGCAAUUCUGUCUAUCUGGUGCACGGAAAUGGGGCUUUCCAGGUGUAUUGAUAUUACUAGAUAGGGUAAAGGUUAAUGAUCAUGCGGGCUAAGCUCUGGAUAACCAAAUCGCUUUUUCUGGACAGGAAAGACAUCAAACCAUUGGUGCCUGCUUCUCGAAAGGUCACAUUGAAAAAUACGCUUAUGCACUCCAGUGCUGUUCAUUGGUAAUUUUGGAUGAAAAGGCAUGACGGACUUUGACGAAAUUUCUAUAACAGUAGUAAGAUAUCAUAUAAAGACCCGCCUAUUGUCACUUAGAAUCUAUCAUUACAAAACUGUUACACACAUACUCAAUGAUGAACAUCCGGGCAUCUUAGGGUUCAACCAUUUAAUAUUCUUGAUUUUAUAGAGACAGAAUAUUUUGUCGUCACUGGUACAAGAUAUACUAUCAGUUUUCUCUGAAGAAGGAUCCAGUUUGGGACAUGGAGUGAACAAUUAUUUGUACAUAAAAACGUAAAAAGCAAAUUUGUUUGGGGGGCAGUAUUUUCUUCAACCAAUUUUUUCAAACAAUGCUAAUCGUAAUAACUGUCUUUUGUGUAUGAAUUUCCAGGGACGCUUCCAGGGUCUCUCUUCCUAUGUGAUUGUCUCACGGGACAAAUGUUUUCGAUACCAGGAUGAAUACAAUGAGAAACUGUGGGCAAAUUUGAUUUUAAAAGAUCUACUCAGUUUUCGAAGUUGUCGGUUAAGCAAUACCUAUCUUGCGCAUCUGUUCCUCAUCAUUGGUGGUGGUACGGCAUAUGUGAAGUUUAUUCAGUACUUUAGUGUCGCUCUCCUGGUGUGUGCUUGCGUGCGUGCGUGCGCGCGGGGGAUGUCGGGUUGCCCAUCCGUUUUGUUCGCUCGUCAGUCAAGGUCCGGUUUCGAUUCAAACACUGGUGAAAUGUCCAAAUCCCAAGGUGGCUUUAAACCAUACUCUCUCACUCUGAAAGGGGGUCGCUGAACACCGGCUAAGGAAUAUUUGUGUAGGCAUAACACAAUCCAAUGAUACUCAACACCUUAAUCAUACAAUAAUAACAAACAUUAUGAGACUCGAUGAGAAUUAAGGAUAGAAAAUAAAAUAUCUGUUCAGUACAUGGAAUUGGGAAUUGAUAGGUAUUGCUUCAGCUGUAUUUAUGAACUAUGACACAGGUAGUUCGGGGAAUGCUAUCACGAGAAGAACUUCAGUUACAUUGGAUGUCGCUUUCAAUAGUAUCCGUGUAUCUAAGAACAGCAUAGUGUGCACUGUUUGCAGUACGCUGAGAUACACCCUUAGUCCAAGUCGCUUGCCAAUGAUCUUUUUCACUUUUAUUUUUUCAAAACGACCGCCGUACAUGAGCUGAGAAUAUGCUUUCUUCAGGCCCACUUAGAUAUUUUAUUGUUAGCAUUUAUCAAAGCACACUUAAAACUAGUCGAUACCUCAAAGAUGACAUUUAACGCAUAUAAUACGCUAUUUUGUUCUUAGUUUUGCUCCAGUACACCAGUCAUUGUCUCCAUAUCAUGGUACAGAUCGUUACAUCUGGUAACUGGUGCCUCCACAUGGAUGCAGUUUAUGUUGAAAGACAAAAUGGAUUUCAAUAAAUAAGUGUGUGAAAA
Molecule: messenger RNA, 3121 nt
Organism: Haliotis rufescens (red abalone)
Lineage: Eukaryota; Metazoa; Mollusca; Gastropoda; Lepetellida; Haliotidae
Product: epidermal growth factor receptor-like
Exons: 6
Coding region: 279-1166 (295 amino acids)
Source: RefSeq, a predicted model, not a curated record